Rhincodon typus (whale shark) is the source of this 3239-nucleotide messenger RNA. RefSeq names its product agouti related neuropeptide. Lineage: Eukaryota; Metazoa; Chordata; Chondrichthyes; Orectolobiformes; Rhincodontidae. Gene Ontology annotation, cellular component: extracellular region. The coding region runs from base 2590 to 3111 and encodes 173 amino acids. The transcript has 3 exons. Gene Ontology annotation, biological process: positive regulation of feeding behavior; hormone-mediated signaling pathway; adult feeding behavior. Gene Ontology annotation, molecular function: neuropeptide hormone activity; type 1 melanocortin receptor binding. The record is from RefSeq and is a predicted model, not a curated record.
CAAGCUGAUUUGUUCUGAAAACCAUGACCUUUUCAACCUUUCAUUUCUACUGACUUUCCAAAAAUCUAUUAAUGUCUGACUUCAAUAAAGUGCACUUAUAUUGCCAUUAGUCAUCCCAGGUAAAGCAGUACAGGUAAUUGCUGUUUUUUGCAAUGGCAACUGUGUAACAAGAGUGAAGGAGCAUUACCUCAUAUCCAUUAAGAGUAAUAUGGAGCAAAAGGAGAAUUUUUAAACAGCAAUCUGGUAGUGGGCAUGUAGCACUCUCAUUAUCCGACUAGAGGGAUUUAAUAUAAAUCUCUGCACAAAACAACAACAAAUUGUAUUUAUAUAGCACCUUUAAUAUAAUGAAAUAUCUUGAGGUGCUUCACAAAGUGUUACAAAACAAAACUGAACACCAAGCCACACAGCAAUAUUAGGGAGUUGGCAAAAAGAUUCCUCAAAGAGGUAGAUUUUAUGCAAAAAAAACCCCAAAGCUUUGGUCCUAGGCAACUGAAGGCAUGGCUACCACUGGUGAAGCCUUUAAAUUCAGGGGUGUGCAAGGGGUCAGAAUCAAAAGAGGAGAUAUCUUGCAUCCUGGCACUGGAGGAUAUCACAAAUAGGGAAGACCAAGGACAUGGAAGGUCUUGAAAUCAAGCAUGAGAAUUUUAAACUUGAAGUGUUGCUUGACUGUGAGCCAGUGUAGAUCAGGAAGUACAGAGGUGGUGAGUAAAUGAACUGGGCACAAUUAAGAACAGGUCAACAGAGUUUUGGGUCAUGUUUACGGAGAGUAGAAUGUAGGAGGCCAGCCGAGAGUGUGUUGGUAUAGUUAAGAAUAACAAAGGCAUGCCUGAUGGUUUCAGCAGGAGAUGACUUGAGAUGGGGGUAAAGUAUAAUUAUUUUGCAGAGAUGGCAACAGGUAGUUUUAAUAAUUAUGUAUUAUAUGGUUGGGAAUUCAUUUCACUAAGGCCGCAAAAAAUUUGGUUCAACCUCAGAUAGUUGUCAGGCAGAAGAAUGGGGUCAGUUUCUGGGGAAGGAGGAUUGUAAUGGGAAGCCAAAGCCUUUGAGUUAGACAAACUAAUUGGUAAUAGUACUUAGGAGAUUCUUUACCUAUUAUAUGCUCAGGUACCUCAAUCUCCUCUUGCCUUAUGUUCGCUGACAAUUUCCAGGAAACCUGGCUAACCUGUCUAUUUGGAGUCAAAUUCCAAAAAUGCAGUUAAAAUGGCUGCUAAUUACCUUCUAACAUAUUUAUUUGGCAAUCUAUCUCACCCAUAGAAGUUACUUGUAUGUAGCAAAACGUACUAAAGUUGACAUUGAUGCAUUGCUGCCAUUUCCUGAUGUGUCUCAAUUUCAGGCUUUUUAACUAAUUUAUUGCUCCCAAAUCCACAUCCUUAGGUCAAAGAGCCUCUUUUAAUAACGGACACACAUUAAUUAAUGUUCAAACAGAUCAAUUCCAAAUCCAGAGUUCAUUAUUUUGUGCCAAAAUUAUAAUUUCUUCAAAACAACAUGUAUUUCUCAGUGAACAGUCCCUAAACCAUUGUGAUAGACUCAUCAAUUAACUGACCAUAAAGACAUCAAAGAUUAGACACAAUUAAUAUGAAACAAAGUUGACCUACUUGAUUUGGAAAAAUAAGACAAAUGGAUGUCAGAAGUUAUCCCUGAAAGGUUUUGAAAUAUCUUAGGAUGAAGUUGAAAAAGAUCCAUAGGUACCAUAUCUGACCAGAUAUAUUUUUAUCCUUCUUUUGGGGAAGUGGUGAUAGGACAUUUAGGCUGAUUAUCAGCCCUUGAAACAGCCCAUAAACUCUGGACAACAAGUCCUUGUGGAAUUAGACCUGGGGUUUCUGGCCCAGAGGUAGAGAUGCUAGCAGUGAGUGACAAAACUUCCUCCAGAAGUGCUGAUAGACUUUGUGGUUGUUUAGCAAAGAAUAACAAGGCAAACAGAAUUGUCAAACUAUAUAGUUCAACAAUAAAUGACCUUUUCUUCCUACCAAAAUGCACAAUCUCAUUGUUUUCUAGAUUAAAAUGAAUGAUGAUAUAAUCUGUUUUAGUUGGUAGAGGGAUAAACAUUACACUGAAUGGCAGGGGAUGCUUUUCAAACAUUGUUGUGCUUCAAUAAUGCCACUGGACCUCUUACAGCUCCUUGUUUUAAUGUUUUAUGGGAAAGAUGACGCCUCUAAAUGUAUAUCACUCUCUCAGUAGUGGACUGAAUGUCAACCUGGAAGUUGUGCACCAGUUUCUGAAGUGGUGCUUGAACGUGCAAUCUUUUGCCUCCAAGACCAGCACUGAGUCAAGGUUGCCAUGAAUAGUCUGUUAUUGAAUUUUAAAGAAACCUUAAGUGAGGUAGAUAUAAAUCCCACUCCCCCUUCAUUAGUGCUAGCGUCAUGUGUGACGCUAAAGUACAUCCAGGAGAUAUAAAACCCAGGGCUCUCUGCACAGUUUCCCAAAGCAGAAGCACUGUACAGUAACUAUUGGUUGGACAAAAAGUUUGUUUUCAUUUCUGACAGUUAUUUUGCUAACUACAAACACUGUUUAUAUGAGGUAGUUUCUUAGAUCAAAUCUUAGCAAGUACUUAUACACGUAAGAAAAGACCAAGAAGGAGUGCAUUGUUAAUAAAUGCAAGCAGACUUAUGGCUAGAAAUUGACUGCUUCUUCCAGUUAACUGUUGUAUGUUUACCUCCUAGGAUCAUGCUUAAAGCAGUGUUACUGUGCUACUGGAUUCUUCAGAUAGUUCAGAUCAUUCUCGCCUCUGAUCCCAGCAGAAUGGUGGAGCAUGAGCUGGAUUCCAGCUCAGUGCAGGAUGUGGUCUCCCACACCAACCUCGAUGUUUUGAGCAGAAUCAAGACCCCGCUGUCUGCCUCAGGCUCACUGGUCAGGCCUGGACUUGACAAAGCAGUGGACAUGGUUAAGCAGAAUUAUAUGCCAAAGAAAAUCAUGUUGGAUUCUGAGGUAAUAUCCAGCGCACUGGAGAAGGACAGAACAGAACGUUCACCCAGGAGAUGUGUCCGGCACUUGGAGUCCUGUUUUGGCCACACAUUGCCUUGCUGUGAUCCAUGUGCCGUUUGCUACUGCAGGUUUUUUAAUGCCAUUUGUUACUGCAGAAAAAUUGGUAACAGUUGUCACCAGGGCAAGAUUUAGUUCUGUGCAGUAGCGCCGUUUGCUAGAAUAUGUUUCUGUAAAGUAUAUAUGCACAAAUUUAUGUUGUAUUGUCUUUGGUGUGUAACUUGUAAUUGUACAAUUGAAAUAAACUUCCUACAUAUAUUUCA